Molecule: messenger RNA, 1793 nt
Organism: Eublepharis macularius
Lineage: Eukaryota; Metazoa; Chordata; Lepidosauria; Squamata; Eublepharidae
Gene: SYN2
Product: synapsin II
Exons: 13
Coding region: 1-1740 (579 amino acids)
Biological process (GO): neurotransmitter secretion
Cellular component (GO): synaptic vesicle membrane; synaptic vesicle
Molecular function (GO): ATP binding
Source: RefSeq, a predicted model, not a curated record
AUGAUGAACUUUCUGCGGCGCAGGCUCUCGGACAGCAGCUUCAUUGCCAACCUGCCCAAUGGCUACAUGACCGACCUGCAGCGGCCGGAGCCCCAGCAGCCGCCGCCGCCUUCCGCCGCGUCCUCCUCGGCGGUUCCAUCCUCGGCUUCCCCGGCCUCGGAGCGCAAGCAGCCGCAGCCGGCGGCGCCACCCCAGCAGCCGCAGCCGCCGCCUCAGCCGCAGCAGUCGGUGGGCAGCAGCUUCUUCAGCUCCCUCUCCAACGCCGUGAAGCAGACGGCAGCCUCGGCGGGCUUAGUGGACGCGGCGGCGUCCUCCUCGGCGGCAGCCAAAAAGUUCAAGCUGCUGUUGGUCAUCGACGAGCCUCACACGGACUGGGUCAAGAGUUUUCGAGGGAAAAAAGUCCAUGGGGAAUAUGACAUCAAAGUUGAACAGGCCCAAUUUUCAGAAGUCAAUUUGGUAGCUCACGCUGAUGGCAAUUAUGCCAUAGACAUACAAGCAUUCCGAAAUGGAACUAAAAUUGUCAGAUCAUUCAGGCCUGACUUUGUUCUCAUCCGACAACAUUCAUUCAGCAUGGCAGAAAAUGAAGACUUCCGUAACUUAAUAAUUGGGAUGCAUUAUUCUGGCAUCCCGAGUGUCAACUCUCUAGAGUCAACCUACAAUUUCUGUGACAAGCCUUGGGUGUUUGCUCAGUUGGUGUCCAUCUACAGAACCCUGGGACCAGAAAAGUUCCCUCUAAUUGAACAAACCUUUUAUCCAAAUCACAAGGAAAUGCUGACAUUGCCAGCAUUUCCUGUUGUUGUGAAGAUCGGACAUGCUCAUUCAGGCAUGGGAAAGGUCAAAGUAGACAAUCAUUAUGAUUUUCAAGAUAUAGCCAGUGUGGUAGCACUCACUCAGACCUACGCAACCACCGAACCCUACAUAGAUUCCAAAUAUGACAUCAGGAUCCAAAAGAUAGGCAGCAACUACAAGGCGUACAUGAGGACAUCUAUAUCUGGAAACUGGAAGACAAAUACUGGAUCUGCAAUGCUGGAACAAAUUGCUAUGUCAGACAGGUACAAGCUCUGGAUUGACAGCUGUUCUGAGAUGUUUGGAGGUUUGGACAUAUGUGCUGUAAAAGCAGUUCAUGGCAAGGAUGGGAAGGAUUACAUUUUUGAGGUUAUGGACUCUGCAAUGCCUUUGAUUGGUGAGCAUCAAGCUGAAGACAAACAGCUUAUAACUGAGCUUGUUGUAAGCAGAAUGAACCAAAUGUUAUCUAAAACACCUACACCAUCUCCUCAGAAACCAACUGCCACUCAGCAGCCCCAGAGUGGAUCAUUAAAGGAGCCAGAAUCAAACAAAGUCCCACCCCAGCGACCACCUCCUCAAGGGGGCCCAGUGCAACCCCAAGGAAUGCAAUCACAAAGCCAGGAACCACAGCGCAUGUUCCCUCCAGGACAGUCAGCAAAGCCCUCAAGUUCUCUGCCGCCACGUCCACCAGGCCCUGCAACUCAACAACCACGUGCCCAGGCCCAGGGUCCUUCAAGAGCUGGGCUACCAGUGGAAACUGAGGCAGAACAUUCUCCAGCUACAUCUCAGAAGCCUCCUCAGUCACACCCACAACUAAACAAAUCACAGUCUCUGACAAAUGCCUUCAGCUUCACAGAGUCAUCCUUCUUUCGAUCAUCUGUGAAUGAAGAUGAAGCAAAAGCAGAAACCAUUCGAAACUUGAGAAAAUCCUUUGCCAGCCUCUUUUCUGAUUAGCUAUGUAGAGUUUGAUUUUAUGCGUCCAUAAUGCAUUAGAAAGUCUACUGUGA